AAUCACCCCGCACAUCGCAUCCCAAUCCCGCAAUAACGCCGCACACUCGUUCGUACUUCGUAGCAUAAGUACUUCGCAGUUCACUGCAUAACUCCUUACCUCUUAGAUACUUAGAUCUAACUAUCUAACUUCCCUUCUCUCUCUCUCUGUCUCUCAAAUAAUGGCACGCAGCAAAACCCAAAAACCCUUAACAGAGGACCCACCGGAGGCGGACUCCUCCGAAGAGGUCACCGGCUCUUCUUCCUCCGGCGAAGAAGGCGAAGAACCCGAGGAAGAAGUCUCCAACACUGGUUCCUCCUCCGGCGAAGAGGAGGAAGAAGAAACCCCAUCAACCCCUGUACCACCGCCUUCCUUCAAGAAAAUCCCUCUUUCCGCCGCCGCCACUAAGAGACCCCUCUCCGAGGAUGACUUCGACGAUGAUACCAGCGACGAUUCACCGUUGCACACCUUAAAGUCUGCCUCAAAGCCCGCCAUUGAAACCCCUUCUAAGCCCAGAUCUAAGUCUACCGUCGCCGCCGAGAAACGCCCAUCGGAGACAGAACUCAAGACGUCUUCUAAAAAACCGAGAAAAGAGAAAUUAGUAAGUGGGGCCGCCCCUGCUGCUGCUGCUUCCCCUGUCGUUCACGAAGAGGCUUCAAAGAAGCUGUUUCAGAGGGUGUUUAGUGAAGGCGAUGAAAUUGAGAUUCUGAAAGGUAUGAUUGAAUAUAGGGCUAAAAGAGGGGCUGACCCUAUGGUUGAAAUUGAUGAUUUUUAUGGGUUUGUGAAAAAAUCUGUGCAUGUUGAUGUUAAUAAAGGUCAAAUUGUUGAUAAAGUCCGUAGGCUUAAAAAGAAGUUCUUUAAUGCUAAGAAGAAGAAGCUCAAUAACCCUCAUGAAAUUCAUGCUUUUGAAUUGUCUAAAAAGAUUUGGGAUAUUAAUGGAGGUGAUGAUGUUAUGGAGGAUGACAAGAUAAACAAUGUGACUAUUGCUGAAUAUAAUAACAAUCACAACAAUAAUGUUGGGUCGAAACCGAACUCCAAACCUAGGGUUCUGAAGCUUAAAACCAAAGUUGGUGUUGGUGUUGGUGGUGGCGGUGGUGGUGGUGGUAUUAGUAGUGGUAAUGGGGUUGUUGUUAUGGAGGAUAACGAGGGCGAAAAGGGUGGUGGAAAGGUGUCUGACAUUGUUGAGAAAGAUGUUGAGUUUGAGGUUGGAGAAGCUGUAGCUUGGGAGAAGUUGAGGAAGAGAGGUUUGACAAUGAUGGGAGCGAAGGCGAGGGCCGAGAUUGAUGAGAUGUGGGAGAAGGUAGCAAUGAAGCAAGCUGAGGCGAAGAUCAUGCGUUCUGAAGUUGAACGAGAAGAGACUAGGAGGAUUAUGGAAGCUCUUAGGUCUGGUAAGAAUUAGGUGUUGCAUUGAAGAAGUUCGAUGUGGACCGAGUUUUGUGAAGGUUGGAUUGGAACAAUGCGGCAGGUAGAUUGAAUUAUGUUUCUAUGGUUUAGUGUUUUUCAAGUUUGAAGAAGAUUGGAUAGAGAUGAUUCUUGUCUAAUUGAGCCGGCUUUUUAUGUUUUAAGAUGUUUGUAGGUACAGUGAGGGCUUUGGUUGUGUUUAGCUAUUGUUAAAUUCUUAUGGUAUGGAAUGAUUAAUGCUAGUUCUGUUAUUCUAAUGCUAUGUUAUGCUUAUUGUUCUUGCUA
Messenger RNA from Spinacia oleracea (spinach), 1665 nucleotides. RefSeq names its product probable transcription factor At1g61730. NCBI's taxonomy places the organism in Eukaryota, Viridiplantae, Streptophyta, Magnoliopsida, Caryophyllales, Amaranthaceae. Gene Ontology annotation, cellular component: nucleus. The coding region runs from base 161 to 1378 and encodes 405 amino acids. The transcript has a single exon. The record is from RefSeq and is a predicted model, not a curated record. Gene Ontology annotation, biological process: regulation of DNA-templated transcription.